Messenger RNA from Thlaspi arvense, 993 nucleotides. NCBI's taxonomy places the organism in Eukaryota, Viridiplantae, Streptophyta, Magnoliopsida, Brassicales, Brassicaceae. The record is from the annotation of a GenBank genome assembly.
CAUGCUAGAAAUGUGACAUGCUGUUUAGUGAUUUAGAAUAGGAAAUUUUGUUUAACCGUUUACAAAAGAAAAAACCAUUACAAAGAGAGCUCACAAUCGGACAAAUUUUUCAUCAAAUUACCAGAAAAAUCAAAGAGAACUCGCAAUCAAUCUCCAUGAGAGAAGUUGAAGCGGUCCACGUUCAUCCCGGCGAUAAGAAGCUUUUCGACCAUCGGGACAGAUAUGGACGAAAUCGAUAAACAGCGAUUCCUCGGACAAAUGGAAAAGAAGAGUAACAGCGAGUCCGAUGUCAACGCCAAAUGGGACGCCUGUCUCGAUCUCACUGCCCGUCGCGUUGUCUACUCUUCCCUGGGCGGCGCGUUCGCCGGUCUUCUCUUCUUCAGGAGUCCUGUUACGAGAUGGGCUUCGAUUGCUUUUGGUGCUGGAAUCGGUAUUGGCUCUGCAUAUACAGAGUGUUCUCGUGUCUUUGAUGCAUCGUCUUCAACAUCAGCCACUUUAUUAGCUCCCAAGAGUACAGAGACUUCUGUAUCUCAGGCAGCGGAAGAGUAAGACGUUGAGGAAGCUUGAGGAUAAACUCAAACAUUGAUGGGUGUUUUAAUACAAGAGCUGUGUUACAUUGUUAUGAAAAUGGUUGUUGAUCUUUUUGCAGGACAUGGUUUUUGAAAUAUAUAUGCCAUUGUGAAACCUUAGCUUUUUCAGUGGUUUUUGUACACACUCAUCGCACACAGAGUAACUAAGAAGAACCGGUGACAAUCAUAUGUAGCUUCCGGAUCUCCACAUUGGUUAUCUCAGCUUUUUAAUGAUGAAAAAAAGAUGAUUCUCUUUUUGUUUUGAUAUCUUUUGUGCUUACUUGGAUGCUUAUAGUUUUUUGUUUUGAUAUCUUUUGUGCUUACUUGGAUGCUUAUAGUUUCAUACUAAGAGAUUUUUUGUUUGCAUGAUUGAGUGUUUAGUUUAACUUUAGUAUCAUGCAAGUCUGGUUUUAGUAAAUCAUCG